UGUCUCUCUUUUGGUAACCGGCACAGUACGCGCUCACUUUGAUAGUCCGUGGCUGCCGUCUGCUCGCUAGUCGGAGGAAUGAAAACAUGGCGAGCGGAUCGUCACAUCGAAGGGUGGAGGUGGCACGAAUUCCAGAUAGUGAUUUAUUGCCGUUAUUGGAUAUACUGAAGUAUUUCAACAAUCCCAUCAACGAAGAACAAGCUUGGGCCGUGUGUUACCAAUGUGCACAAUUCUAUUUACGUGAGCAGUCUCAGCAGAAGUACCAGGAAUUAUACGAGUAUGGAUUACAGUGUGUUUGCCUCGAUCGUGACGGUGAAAUACAGAUUCGUGUUAGGGCGGGUGAUCCAAAUGGUUCUGGUAAAGGGCCACCAAAAGGGCAGUACUAUGCAAUCAGGAAAUGGCACGCCACAGAGCAUGACGCUGUACAGAUGCUUGGGAGGAUCAUCUUCGAGGCGCUGGACUACGGCAUCGGCGAGGCGGAGGAGCGACCGCUGAGCCACGGCCUGGAGACUCUUAUCGAGUGCAUGACGCGCGCCCAGGAGAGCGGCGAGAACACGGACAACGAGAGUCAGAGUGCCGACGACGAGGGCAUCGAGAAAGACGCCGAGGACGACCACCACUGCAGCUUCCGCGAGGUGGCGCGGCUGUGUACACAGCACCUGUCAAGUCGACAAGAUGCCAGCUACCACUACCGUGCUGUGUGCCGAGCUCUGAUGGCAGAAGCUGUGGAACUUCGAACAUUUCUGGAUAAGAUCUCAUCUAGUAAAGAAAGGUUACACAGUAACGAAGAUGAGGACAAGAGAUUGCUGGAGCUUGAAAGGACAGAUUGGGCCAGACUGUGGGUUCAGGUGAUGCGGUCACUGCGGCAAGGGGUGCGGCUGAAGAAGAACGAGCACGUCAGCCACCCCCCGGUGGAGUAUGAACUGACGCCCUUUGAGAUGCUGCUAGAGGAUAUCCGCUCGCGGCGCUACACGCUGCACAAAAUAAUGGUGAAUGGCGAUAUCCCGCCUAAAGUGAAGAACGACGCGCAUGCAGUCAUUCUGGACUUCAUCCGCUCCAGGCCGCCUCUACGACAGGUUAAAGACCGGAAACUGAGGUCGCUGCCGCCAAAGCCGCCGGACCCCCACGAGCAGCUCCUGCUAGACAUUCGCGCCAAACCCAAACUUCGCCCAGUCAAGGACGGCCGGCUUGUCGUAUACGAAGACAGCCUGAUAGCGGAUCUUUUUAUCUUGGAAACUUCGCGAACCAAGCUGGGCGGCGAGGACAGUCCGCCAGUCACACGCAGGGUCAUCAAGCCGGACUUCAGCCUCUUCCUGACCAGCAGCUUCGAGGAAUCAGAAGAGGACAGUGAGGUUGAGAGUCCAGAACGAACCCCUCAGCACAGGAGAGAAUUGUGGAAGUUAUCUCCUUUGAAUUCACCUGCAAAGGACAUGAAUGCCACAUGGCAUUCUGCAGCAAGCCUUAUGCACUUAGGGGGCCUUGGACAUAACGUUGGAAAUGGACUUGAUGGUCGCAAUACCCGCUUGCAGCGUCGGCACACCAUUAUGGUUUGUGAGUCACCCACAGAUCCCAAACUCCCUCAUAAAGAAUUGCCUCCUUUAGAAGAGGUGGAAGAGCCCUCACCUUCAGAGGAGCAGACUCCUCGGUUGCAGCGUGGGUCAGACUCAACCCUAUCAGGACUGCCUGACCACACAAUGCACAAUGGACUAGUGCUCUUGCGAGGGUCUCGACACCAAGGGGCAUUGUACAAAACUGAACAUCGACGUUCUCUCACGACAGGACUUACGGCCAUUCCAGAAGAUGAGGAUAAUGCAGAUUCUGGUGUUUCGUGUGAUCCUACCAGUCCAGGUGUUGCUAGUCGCAGACAUUCCAUGCCGUCAAAUUUUUGCAGUGGUUUUCCUUCCAGAGGAGGUAGCAGUGGUGGCGGUAGUGGCUUUGAUGGCAGUGUAAAACGUGUAGGAGGUGUUGGUUCAGACUGCAUGGUUGCAGAAAAGGUCAGCCUGGAGAGACGUUUCCAUAAUCACAAUAGCGGUGGUUCCCGCCUUCAUCACAAACACCUUUCAUACACUUUGGCUGCAGACAAAAGCCUUGAGGAAGAAGAGGAGGAAGGCGAGGGUACAAGCAGCGAGACGGACCUUGCACUGCUGACGGCCUCCGAGAUGAUGCAUGUAAGUUGGAAAACGCAAUGCCAGCGCAGUGCUACUAACAGCUCUGCACCCUGUCAGGACUGCCGGCCAGUGCCUAUGAGGUACCAGGGAAACAACACAACGCGAAAGGUGAAGCGGUGGCAGAACCCCAUCGAGUGCCUGAGCCUAACGUUGGAGGAGGUGACACAUAUUCGUUCAGUUCUUACCAAAGCAGAGCUGGAGUCACUUAUCUCCCACCCUGAUCUGUAUCACCAGGUGUCUAAAAGCAAGGUGUGUUUUACUUGUAAGACAACGCGCUUCACCCUUUUUGGGGAGUGGGGGACAAAGUGCAAGUUUUGCAAGCGCACCGUUUGUAGCAAAUGCAUGCGGAAGAUGCAUGUCCCUACAGAGCAUUUCAAAAAUAUCCCAGUUUACACUCUUCAGUCCCAUGCCAUUUACCAAAGAAGCUCAGGAGCUGAUACAGAACUACGUCAAAACAAGUUCCUCAACAGAUGUCUUAUCCAAAGGCCGAACAUCCUCCAAGCGCACCAAAACCUCUGUGCUGGAUCAACAGAAGGGAAAGCGACCUCUUCAGCGCUCCCAGUCAGUGAACCUUCCGAGCAAAAAUGCUUCUGUAAGUGCCCUGAGCACUGCAGCAGGUGACCAGGCUAAGAACUGUGGACCACUUAUGAGUAUCUGCUGUGACUGCAAGGGCAUGAUCAUGGAGAUUCUACGGGCCAGCAAAACUUCUCUGGCUAUGUUACAAACUUACAUCUGCUUCAUCUGUCUCACAGGUCUCAUCUGGUCU
Pomacea canaliculata is the source of this 2934-nucleotide messenger RNA. Its product is annotated as protein spire homolog 1-like. Gene Ontology annotation, molecular function: actin binding. Bases 87 to 2789 code for a protein of 900 amino acids. The record is from RefSeq and is a predicted model, not a curated record. Gene Ontology annotation, cellular component: cytoplasmic vesicle membrane; cell cortex. Gene Ontology annotation, biological process: polar body extrusion after meiotic divisions; establishment of meiotic spindle localization; intracellular transport. NCBI's taxonomy places the organism in Eukaryota, Metazoa, Mollusca, Gastropoda, Architaenioglossa, Ampullariidae. The transcript has 18 exons.